This is a messenger RNA of Chaetura pelagica (chimney swift), 6366 nucleotides long. RefSeq names its product bromodomain adjacent to zinc finger domain, 2B (gene BAZ2B). Bases 1 to 6264 code for a protein of 2087 amino acids. The transcript has 33 exons. Gene Ontology annotation, molecular function: protein binding; DNA binding. The record is from RefSeq and is a predicted model, not a curated record. Lineage: Eukaryota; Metazoa; Chordata; Aves; Apodiformes; Apodidae.
AUGGAGUCUGGAGAGCGGUUAACGUCAUCAUCGGUCUCCUCUGCUGCAGCCGCUUCAGCUCCCGCGUCUUUGGCCCUGUCUGCAGCCUCAGCAGCACCAAAAGGUGGUCCUGGAGCUGCACCUCUGAGUUCCACACUCAACACGUCCGUUUGUUUUCCAUGUGCUUGUGGUGCAGAAUGGUGGCGAACAGCGGACACGCACUCUCGUCCAGGGGCAGCUUUUUUCCCGCCGCUCUUGGGAAUUCCACCACUGUUUGCACCUCCUGCACAGAAUCAUGAUUCUGCUCCGUUCCACUCAAGAGCUACAGGAAAAAAUAGUCGGAGCAGUACAGAAAAAGGUGUGAAUGGAUCACUGAAUGGAAACAAUACCACUGCGGUGUCUGGUAUCAGCACAUCUGUACUGCCCACCACCAUUGCAACAUCUGCAGGACAAGUGAAAGCUAUAACCUCAGGAGCAGGAGGCUGCAAAUACAGUCAGGAGCAAAGCAAAGCUCAGCUUUUGGAGACCAGAGCUGACAAAAUCAAAGAUAAGAAGCCCAGAAAAAAAGCGGUGGAAAGCUCUAGUAACAGUGACAGUGAUUCGGGCUCCUCGUCAGACACCUCAAGUGAAGGCAUAAGUAGUAGUGACUCUGAUGAUCUAGAGGAGGAUGAAGAGGAGGAGGAGGAGGACCAGAGUGCUGAAGAGAGUGAAGAUGAUGAAUCUGAUUCUGAAAACGAAGCACAUCAUAAAAACAAGAACAAGGUGCUAGUGCAUAGUGGCCUAACAGAUAUGAAAACUGAUGGACAAAAACCACAUGAAAAGUCCCAAGAAAAAAGAACACACCAGCAGAUACCUCUUGUGUCUGAUUCCCAGACUCACUCAUCAUUCCAGUCCCAGCAGAAGCAGCCUCAGGUUUUGUCACAGCAGCUUCCGUUUAUUUUCCAAAGCUCUCAGGCAAAGGAGGAAUCUGUGAACAAACACACAAGUGUGAUACAGUCUACGGGAUUGGUUCCCAAUGUGAAACCUUUGUCUUUGGUACACCAAGCCAAAAAGGAAACCUAUUUAAAACUCAUAGUUCCUUCCCCUGAUCUACUCAAAGCAGGGAAUAAAAAUACCUCUGAAGAGUCUAUCUCUCUGACCAGCGAUGUAAGAUCAAAACGGGAACAAUAUAAACAGACAUUCCCAGCAGCACAGCUAAAGAAACAGGAAUCCUCUAAGAACCUGAAGAAGGUUAUUGCAGCUUUGUCAAGCCCCAAACCAACAUCUAGUUCACCAGCUCAUCAAAAACUCACAUCCUUGGAAAACAACCAUUCUAAUCCAUUCCUGACAAAUGCACUUUUAGGUAAUCACCAACCAAAUGGAGUUAUUCAGAGCGUCAUCCAGGAGGCUCCUCUUGCACUUACUACGAAACUGAAAUCCCAGACCAAGAUCAAUGAAAGUGUAGCCAUUUCUAGUAGUGCCCCCUUUUCUUUGCCAGUAAACUUGAGUGCAUGUGGGAAAAAACCAACUGGUAAUCGGACGCCUGUUAUGCCCUCUACCUCUCCUGUGUUACCUGGUUCAGGAAAGGAUAAAACAGUCAGCAAUAAUGCAGUAAGUGCAGUAAAAACACAACACCGCCUUCAUUCUGCAAAACUGGUGGUGGAGCAGUUCAGAGGGGCAGACUCAGAUGUCCCCAGCAGUAAGGACUCUGAUGACUCAAAUGAUGAUGAUGACGACGAUGAAGAUGAAGAUGACGACGAUGAAGAUGAAGAUUCUGAUGAUAGCCAAUCAGACUCUGACAGUAAUUCUGAGUCAGAUACAGAAGGAUCUGAGGAUGAAGAUGAUGAGGAUGAUAAAGAUCAAGAUGAAUCGGAUACAGACACAGAGGGGGAAAAGACUCCACUGAAACUGAAUAAAACGUCAUCCUCUGUGAAGAGCUCUUCCCUUGGUCUGGCUGCUCACUCCACCCCACUCAACCUCCAGGCAGCACAGCCCCCGGGCUCUGCUCCUGCUGCCUUGUGUCCCGAGUCCCAGCCUGCGGCUUUCCUGGGCCCUGCGCCACCCGCUCUCGCACCUGCUGCACACGGUGGUAUUUCAAAAAGACGAAGAGUAGCAGAUGAGCAGGAGCUGCGAGUUCCUCUGGAAUAUGGCUGGCAAAGAGAAACCCGAAUAAGGAACUUCGGUGGUCGUCUUCAGGGAGAAGUAGCGUAUUUUGCACCUUGUGGAAAGAAGCUGAGACAGUAUCCUGAAGUAGUAAAGGGUGUGCAGUGGUGUCUCCUGAAGGAAGAGGAAGUCAUUCCCCGGAUCAGAGCGAUGGAAGGGCGCAGAGGAAGACCACCCAACCCGGACCGGCAGCCCUCCAGGGAGGAAGCCAGGAGGCGACGCAAGGGCCGACCUCCCAACGUUGGAAGCACGGAGUUUCUAGACAGCACUGAUGCAAAGCUUUUAAGAAAGCUCCAGGCUCAAGAAAUAGCAAGACAAGCAGCACAGAUAAAGCUACUGAGAAAACUCCAGAAGCAGGAACAAGCUCGAGCUGCCAAAGAAGCGAAAAAACAGCAAGCUAUUAUGGCAGCUGAAGAAAAGCGAAAGCAAAAGGAGCAGAUAAAGAUAAUGAAGCAGCAGGAAAAGAUUAAGCGAAUCCAGCAAAUCAGAAUGGAGAAAGAACUUCGAGCUCAGCAAAUUUUAGAGGCAAAAAAGAAAAAGAAGGAAGAAGCAGCAAAUGCCAAAUUAUUGGAGGCCGAAAAACGAAUAAAGGAAAAAGAGAUGCGAAGGCAGCAAGCAGUUCUUCUGAAACACCAGGAACGAGAAAGGAGAAGGCAACAUAUGAUGCUUAUGAAAGCCAUGGAAGCACGUAAAAAAGCAGAAGAAAAAGAGCGGUUAAAGCAAGAGAAACAUGAAGAAAAAAGGUUAAACAAGGAGCGGAAGCUGGAGCAGCGGAGGUUGGAGCUAGAGAUGGCGAAAGAGCUGAAGAAGCCCAACGAAGACAUGUGCUUGGCAGACCAGAAGCCUUUGCCAGAGUUGCCUCGCAUCCCGGGCCUCGUGCUCGACGGGAGCACGUUCUCAGAUUGCCUCAUGGUCGUGCAGUUCCUGCGUAACUUUGGUAAAGUUCUUGGCUUUGAUGUGAAUGUGGACGUCCCUUCCUUGAGCGUUCUUCAGGAGGGUUUGCUAAACAUAGGGGACAGCCUGGGGGAAGUACAAGACUUGCUUGUAAAGCUUGUCUCUGCAGCAGUUUGUGAUCCAGGACUUGUUACGGGAUACAAGGCUAAAACUAUUCUUGGGGAGCACUUACUGAAUGUUGGUGUCAACCGAGACAAUGUGUCAGAGAUUCUGCAGAUCUUCAUGGAGGCUCACGGCGGGCACACAGACCUGACUGAGAGCUUGAGGACAAAAGCUUUUCAGGCACAUACUCCAGCUCAGAAAGCAUCAGUACUUGCUUUUCUUGUUAAUGAGUUAGCAUGCAGCAAAAGUGUAGUAAGUGAAAUUGAUAAAAACAUUGAUUAUAUGUCAAACUUAAGGAGAGAUAAAUGGAUGGUUGAAGGCAAACUUCGGAAGCUUAGAAUCAUUCAUGCCAAGAAAACUGGCAAGAGAGAUGGUGCAGGAGGGGGUGAGGCAGGAGAGGAGCAGCAUUCCCUGGAGACACCCACCCCGGGCCGCAAGCGCCGGAGAAAGGGGGGAGACAGUGACGAUGAUGAUGAUGACGAUGAUGACAGUGAUGAUCAGGCAGAUGAGGAUGAUGAGGAUGACGAGGACAAGGAAGAUAAAAAAGGAAAGAAGGCAGAAGUUUGUGAGGAUGAGGAUGAUGGGGACCAGACAGCAAGUGUUGAGGAACUGGAGAAGCAGAUUGAAAAACUGACAAAGCAACAAAGCCAGUACAGAAAGAAGCUGUUUGAAGCUUCGCACUGUUUGCGCUCGAUGAUGUUUGGCCAAGAUCGCUACAGGCGCCGGUACUGGAUUCUGCCCCAGUGUGGGGGUGUCUUUGUAGAAGGCAUGGAAAGUGGUGAAGGUCUAGAAGAAAUUGCAAAAGAAAAAGAGAAGUUAAAAAAGGUAGAAAGCAUGCAUAUCAAAGAAGAAGAAUUUGAGACAGAAGAAAAAGUACACUGUUUAAAUGCAACUCACUGUGAGCAAAAGGAGGAUCUGAAAGAAAAGGACAACACUAAUUUGUUUUUACAAAAGCCUGGGUCGUUUUCAAAACUAAGCAAACUGUUAGAGGUGGCAAAAAUGCCACCUGAAUCUGAUAUUAUGUCCCCAAAACCUAAUGGCAGUGCAGCAAAUGGCUGCACGUUAUCUUACCCAGGCAACUCAAAAAACUCCCUCUGCAGUCUGCAGCCCACUGUGCCCCCAAGCACCACGGAGAAGUCUGACUCUAACAAUCUUUUCAGUUCUAAUGCAAGUGGGACUGGGAAGUUGUACAGUUCUCCACUAAUUCCAAAUGACCAGUUGUUAAAGACUCUGACAGAGAAGAACAGGCAGUGGUUCAGCCUCCUACCCAGAACACCCUGUGAUGACACAUCUGUCACCCAUCUAGACACACCAGCUACUGUGGCUUCACUGACUCCUCAGUCACAUCCACCAUCAAAGUCACCUUCACCUGUUCCAUCACCACUUCUGGGCUCAACCUCUGCACAGAGUCCAAUGGGAUUAAAUCCUUUUGCAUUGUCACCACUGCAGAUGAAGACUGGACUGCCUAUAAUGGGACUUCAGUUUUGUGGAUGGCCUUCAGGAGUUCUUCCUUCCAAUGUUCCAUUUUCAUCUGCUUUACCAGCUCUUGGAUCAGGGUUGGGAUUAUCAGAAGUGAAUGGUAACUCAUUCUUGGCAUCUACUGUUUCUGCAAGUAAAAGUGAAUCACCAGCACUACAGACUGAAAAAACAGCUUCUGCCCCUUCUACAGCAGCUGAAGUAGCCAAACCAGUAGAUUAUCCUAACCCAAAACCUAUACCAGAAGAAAUGCAGUAUGGGUGGUGGAGGAUUACUGACCCAGAGGACAUAAAAUCUUUGCUUAAAGUGCUACAUCUCAGGGGAAUAAGAGAAAAGGCCUUACAAAAGCAAAUACAGAAACACCUGGAUUAUAUCACUGUGGCCUGCAUCAAAAAUAAAGAUGUUGCAAUUAUUGAUAUCAAUGAAAAUGAAGAUAACCAGGUAACUCGAGAUGUUGUGGAAAACUGGUCAGUAGAAGAACAAGCAAUGGAGAUGGAUCUUGCUAUUCUUCAGCAGGUGGAAGAUCUAGAGAGGAGAGUUGCAUCUGCUAGUUUACAAGUUAAGGGUUGGCUGUGUCCUGAGCCUGCAUCAGAGAGAGACGACUUGGUAUAUCGUGAACAUAAGUCACUUACUAGAUUGCACAAGAAGCAGGAUGGAGAUAGUGCUGGAGGCGGAGAAGGCGGUGCCAGCUCUCUAGAGCGGAGGAGUGACAACCCUCUAGAUAUAGCUGUCACCAGGCUGGCUGACCUGGAGCGGAACAUAGAGCGAAGAACUGAAGAGGAUAUUGCUCCAGGGCUAAGGGUCUGGAGAAGGGCGCUGUCGGAAGCACGCAGUGCUGCACAGGUAGCUCUGUGCAUUCAGCAGCUGCAGAAAUCAAUAGCAUGGGAAAAAUCUAUUAUGAAAGUUUACUGCCAAAUUUGUCGAAAGGGAGACAACGAGGAGCUGCUGCUGCUCUGUGAUGGCUGUGAUAAAGGCUGUCACACCUACUGCCACAGGCCCAAGAUCACUACGAUACCAGAUGGGGACUGGUUUUGUCCUGCCUGCAUAGCAAAGGCGAGUGGUCAAACUCUAAAAAUAAAAAAACUUCAAAUCAAAGGGAAAAAAAGUAAUGAACAAAAGAGAAGCAGAAAAUUAGCAGGAGAUACAGAGGAUGAAGACACUGCAACUACAAGCGCCUCCCUAAAAAGAGGAAAAACAGACCCUAAAAAAAGAAAAAUUGAUGAAAACGUUUCUGUAAGCCAGUUGAAGCAGGAUAAUUUUACUGCUUUUAAGAAACCUAAAAGAGAUGACUCCAAGGACCUGGCUAUAUGCAGCUUGAUUCUCUCAGAGUUGGAAACUCAUGAAGAUGCCUGGCCUUUCUUACUUCCUGUAAACUUGAAACUUGUUCCUGGUUAUAAGAAAGUUAUUAAAAAACCUAUGGACUUUUCCACCAUUAGAGACAAGCUAAGUAGUGGACAGUACCCUAAUCUUGAAGCAUUUUCACUAGAUGUCAGGCUUGUUUUUGACAACUGUGAAACCUUUAAUGAAGAUGAUUCUGACAUAGGCAGAGCUGGCCACAACAUGAGGAAGUAUUUUGAAAAAAAAUGGACAGAGAUUUUCAAAGUGAGCUGAAAUUACCAGAACUGUUUUUUCUUUGUCUCUCUCUUUUUUUUUUUUUCUUAAUUUCAUUAAAUGAGGACUGAUAAGACCAGAAAUGUGAACUGUAUUUACAUG